Messenger RNA from Suillus bovinus, 945 nucleotides. RefSeq lists its product as uncharacterized. The record is from RefSeq and is a predicted model, not a curated record. The coding region runs from base 1 to 945 and encodes 314 amino acids. Lineage: Eukaryota; Fungi; Basidiomycota; Agaricomycetes; Boletales; Suillaceae. The transcript has a single exon.
AUGCUCUCAAAGCACCAAUUCAGUUUUCGCAGACUCCUUGCUACAAUUUUCUCUCGCUUCAUGGAAUUUCCUACUGAUGUCCCGGGAUUAUUUACACUCGGCGAGACUCGACUUGACGUCGCGGCAUGGCGAAGAAUGCUCUUGGAUAGCAAUCUUUCCUCGCAGUGUGUCCUUGAAAAAGUCUGGUUUUGCAAAGCUUCCAAACGCAAGAAGCAUGAAUUUCUUGUAUUGUAUUUUCGUCACUGGGAUCCUUCAGUGCCUGCGACCGCCCGUGUGGUCGUAGACCGUGCUCCAAAGUCAACUCCGAACGACAGUGGCUCCUCCACACCUAUUACUCAUUCGUCGGGCAUCGCUUCCCCUUCAGUCAAACAAACUCCUGCCCUUGACUCCGUUUCCACUACCCCAAACACAGGUACUAGCACUCAUCAGUACCUAGAAUCAAGAUACGGCCCAUACAAACAUCUUUGUACCCUCACAUUCUCUCCCGCAUCCACACCUCCCUCUGCAGCCCAGAUAUCGGUCCUCUUAUCUGUUAUAAGCACGCAUGCUCCCAACUACCACCUCUAUCAAUUUCAAUGUUACUGGUUCGCCAGUACUAUCUGGGAGGCCAUAAAACACCUCUUCCCAGGCUAUCUCGAGUCAACCUGGCAAGGAAUCCGCUCUCGCUGUUAUGGUUUUGAAGUGGAUAAGAUAGACAGCGUUAAAGUCGUGUGCGAGGAGUAUGCUAACGAGCAGAGGCGCCUCGAAAAUGAGGCAGAGCUGAAGAGGCAAGCCGAGCAAGCCAGAACACAACAGGUUAGUCUUUCAUGGACUAGAGGCAUCAUGUUCACAUUGCGAUCCUUGCAGAUAUGGAUGGAUGGUGUAGCUCAUGGUCUUGCUCAACAACAGGCGGUAAUUGACCGUUUGCUGGCGGAAAACCUCCAAUUACGAAGUACUCUGGGUUAA